Messenger RNA from Exaiptasia diaphana, 506 nucleotides. RefSeq lists its product as uncharacterized. The transcript is spliced from 2 exons. NCBI's taxonomy places the organism in Eukaryota, Metazoa, Cnidaria, Anthozoa, Actiniaria, Aiptasiidae. The record is from RefSeq and is a predicted model, not a curated record. Bases 69 to 455 code for a protein of 128 amino acids.
GUACCUGUUCCAAGUGCAACCUUGUGUUGAUCACAAAAAAUGAGGAAUGUUUCUGUUGCACGGGAAUCAUGGGUUGUAUGGACAGAAUGAACGAGCUUGAAGAAGAAGUAGUCUGCAUUACAAAUCAUUCAGCUUCCAAAACCAUCUGCCUGGAUAAGUGGGUACUAGAAGUUGCUGCUAUUGGACUCAAAACGAGGAAAAACAAGAGUUAUACUGUCCUAAGAAAAAAAGGUUUAGCCUCGGAACCAGAGUUCCUGCGGUCAGUGGCUUACAGGCAAUUCUUUUGCUUUAUAUGGGAUUUCACAAGAAAUUCGACAAGACUGCCUUUGCCAUGUUGUGUUUACCAUAUUAUAAGAGAGACAUUUCCCUCAGACAAUGGUAAUUACAGGGGAUUUAUAGAAGAUGAUGAAAAUAUCAUAGAUGAGCCAAACACAGACUCUGGUGACUUAAGCUAACUAUGUAAAAUAAAUUGCAACUUUACAAUAAUAUGACAGAAACUARCAAGA